This is a messenger RNA of Phytophthora megakarya, 606 nucleotides long. Lineage: Eukaryota; Oomycota; Peronosporomycetes; Peronosporales; Peronosporaceae. The record is from the annotation of a GenBank genome assembly.
AUGCCCGGGUACCAAGAUCCGGUCACCCUGAACCGGUUAGACGAAAUCUUGAUCCCUAAGACCGAGAAUCCGGUGGUACGAGUUGCCGCGGUGACCAUUCGAGCUGGUCGGGCAGGAUCACCGGCGGGUGUCAUGCAAGAGGAUCUGACCCGGGAGAUCCGGGUCGAUCGGAUUAAGCAGGCCCAGGAGGAAGAAGUCUGGAUCGCCGGCAUGAAGAAGUUCCUGAGUGGCUCGAUCGCAGAUCUCACCCAAGCGGAAGCAAGAUCGUAUGGCAAGAUCGCGGCCGACUACGAGGAAGACGAGCAGGAUCUACUCUUUUACUGCCCCCCCCACGCCAAGAUCGGGAGACGAUCGCGACCGAUUGAUGAGAUUGUCCCCGAAACGCUACAGUCGGACGUAUUACACCACUAUCACACCACGUUGGAAGGAGGACAUCAGGGAGUGGGGCGAACCUACCAGCGGAUCAGGGAUCACUUCCAUUGGAGGGGAUUAUACCGGAGCGUCCAACGAUAUGUGGGGGAAUGUGUGGAUUGCGAGAUAGGAAAAGGAAAACCGGCGAUCCGGGGCGAAUCACCGGGGAACUUGCAGGCGACGUACCCGUUCUAG